Messenger RNA from Caenorhabditis remanei, 3141 nucleotides. RefSeq lists its product as uncharacterized. Lineage: Eukaryota; Metazoa; Nematoda; Chromadorea; Rhabditida; Rhabditidae. Gene Ontology annotation, molecular function: solute:inorganic anion antiporter activity. Gene Ontology annotation, cellular component: basolateral plasma membrane; plasma membrane. The transcript has 15 exons. The record is from RefSeq and is a predicted model, not a curated record. The coding region runs from base 1 to 3141 and encodes 1046 amino acids. Gene Ontology annotation, biological process: monoatomic ion homeostasis; transmembrane transport; monoatomic anion transport.
AUGAAUGUCACCAAUGUGAAGGUGUUUGUGUCGAAUGGCAGUGUUCGGAAAGGAUCAGACGUCGACUCGUACCGUACACCACUUGAUUUCGCCAGUUGCAGUUCGGGUAUAUCAGAAGAAUAUCCAUUACUUCCAAAGAACGGAGAUGAUGGAAUUAGUCAAGGAGGUAUUUAUAUCAAGAAACCAGAUCCCAGACAACGGGUGAUGGCUAGAAGAACAUCCCACACACUUUUGUAUGUACCCGAACAACGAAGGAUAUCAAAUGUUUCUGGAAAUUCGGUAGCGUCUUGUCCUCCUGGAACAGUACAAACUUCUGGUGAAGAAGACGACAAAGUUCCACCUGCUCCAUCGUUUUCUCUUCAUUUGAGCCCAGUUGGAACAAGAAGAAAAUCAGUGCAAACUGGAGCACCUGCCAUUGGAUUUCGUCCUCUAAAAACAUUUGAACGUCGGGCAAGUCAACCUACACUUCAAUUCGAAGCCAAGAAAGCAGCAGCAGCAAACAGUGGAACAAGUUCUGGAGGAAAUGGUGGUGGUACUGUAAAUCUGAUCAACAUGACUGGUCCAUCGACAACUAUUCCAUUGCCACCCGACAAAGCAAAGAUGCUCACAAAACGUGUAUCAUGGUUAUCUAUGAAAUCAUUACAACAAGAAGAAGCGAAAACUCGUAGAUCAAGUGCAUGUGGCUCUCCUCGUGGUGGUUCACCGAGUCGAACACUAUCACAAUAUGGAUCUCAACCAUUUCUAGCAGAAGAUCGUGAUUUUGACAGUGAUACUCCCCCAUUGGAUACACUUAGUUGGAGUAACGCUGGAAACGAAUAUGAUAAUGUGACUCUGAUGUAUGCAAAACAUGAGAAGAUUCCGAUGAAGGACUUUGGUUCAGAGAUUCGUGCGACCAUGGACAUUGAUCAUUUGUUGAAUAAGGCAGUACUCCUUCUCGAUCUUCAGGAGACAAGUCUUGAGGAGAUUUUUGCCAAAAUCAUCCAUGAGAUGGAUAUUCAAGAACCAGAAUUCACAAGUGAACAAGUCAGAAGUGUUCUUUUCACACAGGAUGCUGGAAAUCAAUUUCACAUCCUAUCUCGAACAGUUCAAUCAAUUUGUACGACCGGAUCGGUUGGUGGAAGUUUCGAUUACGAUCAGACGUGGAUUUGUGCGCUAUGUAUGCUAAAUACAGUACAACAUCGUCACGUGGCGAUUGCUCGUCUUUCUCAUCCGACCAAUUUGGGAAGAACAAUGCAAGAUCUUCGAUUUAUUAUCAUUGUGAUUGCACCAAGCAGAGCGAAAGGAACAAAAACAGCACUCGAAACAACUCGAACAUUCGCAACUCUCUUUGCUGAUAUGGAGAUUCGACAGAGAUUAGUUAUGGCUCAAAGUGUUGAACAAUUCCGAUCAACGCUGUUAUCAGCAGCCAAAGAAUUGGCUAUGGACCAGAAUCAAUGGAGAGAAAGGAAGUCUUCGAUUCAUUUGAGUCAUGCAAAAGAACAAAUUUUCGGACCAGAAGCGUGGUAUCCGUUCCGGGGGUUAAAAGAUGAAUUCAAACGACGUCUUGCCAUCUAUCCAUCGGAUUAUCUCGAUGGAAUUCGGGGUCAUAAAACAGUUCAAAAACUCUUCUCAACAGUGGUAUUCUUGUAUUUUGCGUGUCUUCUUCCAGCAAUUGCAUUCGGAGUUCUCAAUGAUGAUAAUACAAAAGGAGCUAUUAAUGUACGGAAAGUGAUUAUUGCUCAAGCAAUCGGUGGUAUUUUCUUCUCUCUUUUCGGCGGUCAACCCAUGAUUAUUCUGCUCACAACAGUGCCUUUAGCAAUUUAUAUAAAAGUGAUAUUCAAAAUAUCUCAAGAACUUGGAUAUGAUUUCCUUGCAAUGUAUGCGUGCGUCGGUCUAUUCUGUCAAAUGUUCUUGAUACUUUACUCGGCGACUGAGUUGUGUAGUUUGAUGAAAUUUGCAACAAGGUCUGCCGAGGAAAUGUUUUCACUCUUUAUCGCAAUUGCAUUUACGGUCGAAUCAAUACGGGCAAUACACAACAGUUUCAAAAAGAACUACAACGACUGUGACACGUCAGCAAUAUCAAUGAAAGCGGCUAGAACAGCUCUUGAUGCAUUUCGAAACGGGACCACAAACACUGACAGUAUCGUAGGGAAUAUCACAAGCAGUAUGAGUAUCGGAGAUACGGGAAGUCUCUGUCGAAGAGACACAUCCAUUCUCUACAUGCUUCUAAUGUUUGGAACUCUUUGGCUUGGAUUAUUCUUGUAUAACUUUCGAAAGACACCGUAUUUGACAAGGUCUCGACGAGAAUGGUUGGCUGAUUACGCUCUUCCAGCAUCUGUUUUGAUUAUGUCAUUCACUGGAUCUUAUGCUUUUUCCGAUAUUGAAAAAGAUCGAUUCAACCUCCGUUUCGAAUUCCCUCUGAUCCAAAUGGCUGACAUUUUCUCUCUCCCUCCAUCCGGAUAUUUCGUGUGCCUUCUUCUCGGAUUCUCCUUGUCUUUCCUCUUCUUUAUCGACCAGAAUAUUACAUCCGCAAUCGUGAAUAACACUCAAAACAAGCUGAAGAAAGGAACAUCUCACAACUUGGAUCUGUUCGUCGUUGCCCUCCUCAAUAUGUUCUUGUCAGUUUUCGGCCUUCCAUGGAUGCACGGUGCUCUCCCACACUCACCACUUCAUCUCAGAGCAUUGGCGGAUGUUGAAGAAAGAGUUUCUCAAGGACAUGUUCAUGAAGUAAUAAUGAAUGUUCGUGAGACUCGUCUUGCUUCUCUAAUUGCUCAUGUAAUGAUCCUUGUCUCCAUGUUCUUCUUGAUCCCAUAUCCACUUCAACUCAUCCCAACUUCUGUUCUUCAUGGUCUUUUCCUCUACAUGGCUUUGACUUCAUUGUCCGGAAAUGAGAUGUUUGAACGGCUGCUUCUUCUGAUCACUGAACAGCAAGCGUACCCACCAACCCAUUACAUUCGAAAAGUUCCACAACGAAAAGUGCACUUAUUCACUGCCUGCCAACUCCUCCAACUCAUCAUUCUCUGUGCUUUUGGUUUCUCACCGUAUCCAUUCAUUGAGAUGGUUUUCCCAAUUGUGUGUUUCUUCUUCCUUCCCAUCCGACACACAUUGAUUCCUCGUCUCAUUGAUUACAAAUAUCUGGAUGCUCUCGAUGGUCGUCACUAG